Molecule: messenger RNA, 1257 nt
Organism: Colletotrichum graminicola M1.001
Lineage: Eukaryota; Fungi; Ascomycota; Sordariomycetes; Glomerellales; Glomerellaceae
Exons: 3
Coding region: 1-1257 (418 amino acids)
Source: RefSeq, a predicted model, not a curated record
AUGUUCCCAGGAAGCGCGUGUGAGUACUUGAACUCGACCUGGGCACCUGAUACUGACGCCUCAUUGAGGACGCUGGCAAUCGAUUGGGGGAGCACCGCUAUACGACUGUACAUCUACUUCGUGGACGAGGGCCGAUUCGAGUUGAUAUUCAACCUCGAGGCGUUGAGCAAGUGCGACGAGACUCGAUACCAGACAGGCUCCUGGAGUGGGUACAUUAACAUCUCAGGCAACGGGCCUGUCUACACCGGCGACGACGUGCCAGCGGCCUUGCAGAUUCCGGCCAAGCUCAUUCUGGGCAAUGGCAGAGGCAUCGAAGAGAGCAACGCCUUGCUCACAGAGAUCAACCGACAACAAGGUAACGACAAAUUUGAGAGAAGAUGCCAGGAAGGUCUGGAAAGGAUUGUCGAAGCGUUUUCUUUGCAAGUGCAAGAACGCUGCGAGAAGCGGAACGAGCCUCUCGAGAUCGUGGAAAUCGGCCUGACUGUUCCCGCUCACUGGACCCUCGAGGAGGAGGAGUCGUACGCUGAACUUAUUAGGAAGGCUUUCCCCAGGAAAUCUUGGAACAAUCGUCUGAAGGACAUCUACUUCAUGACAGAGAUCGAAGCGUUUGCCCAUUUCUUCUUCAGCGAUGCGGUUGUUGUCGAUCGAUACAUGGGAGAUAAGCCAAACAACUACGUCAAGUUCCUAGACUUUGGAGGCCACAGCAUGAAUGGUUGCCUAUUCUACGUACGAAGGGCCGAGGAAAAGUUUGUGUUCAUGCGAGUCGAGGAACCAUUCGGUGUUGUGGGUGGUAGUGCACAAUGGGAGGCGGCCGUCGGCGACUUCUGCACCAACAACGCCCUCUCAAGCGGGGGAUUCAAGAUGUCGGUCAACCCGGAAGUCCGAAACGGGUUUCAGAAGAGGUUUCGGGAAGAGAUCAGGAUGCAUGAGUGCAAUCGCUUCGAAGAGAUUGAGCUGCGCAUCAAGCCGCCGAAAGGAUACGCUGCGGGCACCGGCGACAUUUGGACAACCAUCAGCGCGCAACAGUCUGCCCAGUUUUUCAGAGAGGCCAUGAACAAACCACUCAGGCGAGCAGAGACCGAAAUCAAGGAUCUGGCCACUUUCGUGGGUCGUUACGCGGACGUGGGGGUGAAGGUCAUCGUCUCGGGAGGCACUGCCAAGAAUGGGACUGUGCAGGGAACGCUGAAAGGCUUCUGCCGAGACGUCGGCCUCCCCCCGCCGAUUUUCGUCCACCAGAACUUUGGUAGUAACGAGUAG